AUGGAAGGCUCACAGCGAGUCUCUGGAUCAAAAGCAGAACGCGGUUCUCGAGGGAAAUCCGGAUCAAAAGCCGAAGAAUCCUUAGGUGUCUCUGGUGAGUCGAAACAAUCAGGUUCAGCUAAGAAAUCUGGUUCAAAACAGUCGGGUUCACUGAGAGCGUCAGGGUCCAAAGCAGGCGAAUCCUUACGAGCUUCCGGAUCCAAAGCAGAAGGUUCUUUGCGAGCCUCCGGCUCCAAAGGAGGAGGUUCAUUGCGGGCAUCAGGGUCUAAGGCAAGUGGCUCAAAAAGAGCCUCGGGAUCUAAGACUGGAGGCGCACUUUUGAAACCAUCUGAAGAAGGAAGCAGGAGAUCAGGCUCUAAAGGUUCCAGAAGCUCGGCCGGAUCAAUAUCAGCAUCCAAAGGUGGAAGCCCAAGUAAAACUUCAGGCUCAAGAGCCGGAUCACUUUCCAAAGGAGGUAGCCUCGCACUUUCGGGUUCUAAAAAGUCGGGGUCAAAACUCUCUCCAUCUAAAAGUGGAUCGAUAUCUGCAUCCAAAAAGUCUGGAAGUCUUUCAGCUGCUAAAAAAGGUUCAUCUGGCGGAUUGUCGCCAUCGAAAACAUCAGCGGGCGGGUUGGAUGAUCUGGAUAGUGGACUUUCGGCCAGUGCAACCAAAAAGGGUUCCGCGUCAACAACUGGAUUUUCUGGGUCAAAAACUUCUACUGGUAGCAUGUCUGCAUCAAAAAAGUCUGGUUCGAAAUCAGCAUCGAAGAAGUCCGGAUCUUUAUCACCAUCUAAGAGUGCUGGAGGAAACUUAUCGUCACCGUCAAAAGGUGGAUCCAAGGGAUCAAUAUCUGGAUUAUCCAAGUCAAAAGGAUCAAUUGGCGGGUUAUCUAGAUCCAAAAAGCCAGGCGCCACAACAGAUGGCGCGGAUGAUGGAAUCACCGGUGGAGGUCUUGUAUCUGGCCUCGAAUCAAAUGAUCCUAAGAGCGAUAGUCUUGCACCUAGUGGUGGCGGCAGUUUAACUGGAUCUAAGAGUUCAAAAAGUGGCGCUGGUUCGAUAACAAAGUCCAGCGCUAGUCUUGGUGCUUCUAAAUCUGGAAGCCAAACUCUUGGAACCGGAGGUCAAGGCUCAUCGACGACCACCAGCACUAGUACUUCAGAGGGGCUAACAAGUUCGGCAGGGGAGAGAAAAGUGACUGGCGUUCCAUCAAGUUCGGGAUCUCUGACUGGAUCAAAGAAAGCGUCUGGUUUCGACGGUUCUACGAAGAGCUCAGCAGCUUCUGAUGAUCUGUCAAGUUUGACCGCAAGUGCAAGCGAACUCACCUUGGCUCCCGAAGGCAUGUCAUCAGCCUCUAGUAAAAAGUCCAAAAAAUGA
Messenger RNA from Symsagittifera roscoffensis, 1353 nucleotides. RefSeq lists its product as uncharacterized. Lineage: Eukaryota; Metazoa; Xenacoelomorpha; Acoela; Convolutidae. The transcript has a single exon. The coding region runs from base 1 to 1353 and encodes 450 amino acids. The record is from RefSeq and is a predicted model, not a curated record.